Molecule: messenger RNA, 1110 nt
Organism: Pseudovirgaria hyperparasitica
Lineage: Eukaryota; Fungi; Ascomycota; Dothideomycetes; Acrospermales; Acrospermaceae
Exons: 2
Coding region: 455-721 (88 amino acids)
Source: RefSeq, a predicted model, not a curated record
CCGAACGCCCUUCUGCCCCCGUCCAUUCGCUGCGAAUGCUCUGGAAUCGCGAUCUGAUCCAAGGGCAGUUUAGCAUCUUUUGACUCUGCAAUUUGCAUUAACCGCGUUUGCCUACUUGUGGACUGCGGCGUUGCGUGAAGACCCAAUCUAAUGACGCAAUAUGGUCGAAUAAGCGCUGAAGUGACUACUGAGAACUGGCCGCCCUUGCCUAAUUCACGGAGAGCCACAACAACAAACUGUGGCAGGUGCGAUUCACUCACAAGCCGCACCCACCCGUCCAGGCUGCUGUCCAAGCUCAGAGCAACUUUUGCGUAGGCUGCCAUCACUAUAUAAGUCUCUCUUUGCACCCUACCCUCUCUCUCUUCUCCAUCACACAAUCCCAUCUAACUCUCAUCCACAACUUCAACAAACAACUUUCAAACCAAACCUCUAAACAACCUCAACCUCAAUCAGAAUGUCUGCCCCCAACGUUGACAAGCCUAACGAGGGCAUCGUCGGCCAGGUCACCAACUCUGCCAAGAACGCCGUCAACUACGUCUCGGAGACCAUCCAGGGCAACGCCGCUGCUGCUUCCAAGGAGGCCAACAAGGAGCAAGCCAAGGGCAACGCUGGCGACACUUCGCUCACCGGUCGUGCCUCAGGUGCUCUCGAUGCCGCCUCAGACAAGAUCAACGAGUCGAAGCACGAUGGUGCUGCCAAGGCCAACAAGGAGUCCAUCUAAGUUGAUGGCUUGAUCUUCACAUCAGGAUGCGGUUAUAUCUCAAUUGGCGCAGGCGGAAUAUCACCAUACCCUCAUAGCUACGGCUUCUUCACGAUUCAACGACUAUGAUGUGUUAUUACCUCUCAACUCCGCAAGGAGCUUUCUAGAAAAUGCACUCAGCUUUAGUUGCCUUCUAGUAUAUACCAAUCAAGAUUGAUCUUUCCCCAAACUGUGCAAUGUGUUGAUUGCUCAAACGUGAUUGAUGUGAGAUGAUGACUGGCAUGGCUAACAACUUUGACAUUUGACAAGUAUGUUUGCUACAGUACGCUCGACAACACCAUGAAGCUAGCCCUAUGUAAUUGGGAUGAUAACUGACAGACUGAGCCAUCAACACAAUCACAGUGGCGACC